Messenger RNA from Nilaparvata lugens (brown planthopper), 1410 nucleotides. RefSeq names its product intraflagellar transport protein 22 homolog. The coding region runs from base 410 to 943 and encodes 177 amino acids. NCBI's taxonomy places the organism in Eukaryota, Metazoa, Arthropoda, Insecta, Hemiptera, Delphacidae. Gene Ontology annotation, molecular function: GTPase activity. The record is from RefSeq and is a predicted model, not a curated record. Gene Ontology annotation, cellular component: endomembrane system. Gene Ontology annotation, biological process: intracellular protein transport. The transcript is spliced from 4 exons.
GUUUCACUUCCUUUGCACAAGAUUCUUACGAGCACUGUUGAAAUUGUGGAGUGAACGUUAAAAAAUGCAGACAAUAUUAAUCGUUAAAACGUCUAGACUGUAUUCGCAAAUAUCGGAAAGGCAACAGACUGGUUGGACAAGUUCACUAUAGCUUAGGCCCACUGAAGCGCGCAAUGUUAUAAAGUGAAUGAUUCACUCAUUAUGCAUCCAGACUGUUUGAAUAAUAUAAAAUAUUCUUCGUCGUACUGAAGACGACGUUUGCCGAAGUUUACCGAAGAUGUUGAUCAAAAAGUUUUAGAAUAUUUUUUCUACUUGAAUUAAUAAAAAUUUUAUCGAAUCUAUUAUUGACUAUAAUAGUAUUGAUUUUUUUUAAUUGAUUCAAUACAAUCUACUGACAAUCCUCCCAAAAAUGGGAGGAAAAACAACGAUAGCCAACUUCCUAUCAGACGCCACCGAUAAUAGUGGAAAUGAAUAUCGAGCAACACAAGGAGUCAGAAUAGUGGAAUUCGAAUCCUAUCUAAACAUCAAUAACAGAAGUCUCAAGGUCGACAUAGAGCUGUGGGACUGUGGAGGCAACAAAAAAUUUGAAAAAUGCUGGCCAGCCUGCUACAAAGACGCCAACGGUGUGAUCUUUGUCUACGAUCCAGUUUCCGAGGUGCAAAUAAGUGAACUGGAUUACUACUACGAUCACUUCGUUCUUCAGAGCGGCAUACAGCAGAGCAAUUGCAUUGUGGUCUCCUAUUCCAGGCAACCUACCUCCAAGUCCUCGGCUCAAUUAGGUAACCAGUUCUCACGGAUGACAAAAAUCACGGCCAAUAUAGAAGAAGACGGAAACAAGCUGCGUACUCACUUCAAUAACUAUAUUUCAGGGAUAAUUAACAGAGUUCAUGAUACAACUGAGAGGGAGGAGCUGAAGAUUAUCAAUAUUCCAUUUGGUCCAUAAUCAAUUAUAAACCUCAAUUUUGGGAUUGUCAUGAAUGAGAGCUCUGCACUAGACUCUAAAACUCAAUUUCGGGAUCCUCAGAAGUAAAAUAUAUCAUAAAUGCAUUAUGAUACAGGGAGGAGUUGAAAAUAAUAAUCUUCAAAUUUGGUCAGUGAAGCUGUAAAAAAGAAAACUCCCAAAUUUGUGAGAAUGAACUACUUUGUCCAAUGUAAUACAAGUAUUACAUGGAGGUGUAUUGUAGUAAUGUAUCCCUGAAUAGUUUAUUAGUUAGUUUACCUUGUCGAAGUAAUUGACGAUAAAAGUAUUGAUUAUUAAUAAAUGGUUUAGAAUAAAAUUUGACAAUAUUAAUCUUGUCUUUAAUUUGUUAAUAAGACAUGAAUACGCAUAGAAACAAAAGAUAAUGAUGAAAAGGAAACUGUAACUGAGAUUUCCAACGUGUUUUUUGAGUAAAAUGUUCAAAUGAACAA